GAGGAUGCAGGAGACUGAGAAAAACGGGAGCAUUAAGACCCAGUGGGAGUAGAGGAUUGCAGCAACGAGCCGGCCGGAGGAGUAGGCGCUGGAGGGUAGGAGCCAUCUGGUACCUUGGUCGCCUUCGAAACAGCAUCCUCUCUAGUGACAAAAAAUGGCCAGUCAGUCCCAGGGUAUCCAGCAGCUCCUCCAAGCUGAGAAGCGGGCAGCAGAGAAGGUGGCCGAUGCCAGGAAGAGGAAGGCCCGGAGACUGAAGCAGGCAAAGGAGGAAGCCCAAAUGGAGGUAGAGCAAUACCGCAGAGAGCGUGAGCAGGAGUUUCAGAGCAAGCAGCAGGCGGCCAUGGGCUCUCAGGGGAACCUGUCUGCAGAAGUGGAACAGGCCACCAGACGUCAGGUCCAGGGCAUGCAGAGCUCCCAGCAAAGAAAUCGGGAGCGUGUCCUGGCUCAGCUUCUUGGCAUGGUCUGUGAUGUCAGGCCCCAGGUCCACCCCAACUAUCGGAUCACUGUCUAGGAUCACUUCUUAGGGACAUGUCCCUAGAGGCUGACUCCUCUGUCAGCUCAGAUCCCAACCCAAAAUCGCUUG
Phodopus roborovskii (desert hamster) is the source of this 583-nucleotide messenger RNA. It is a transcript of the gene Atp6v1g2, whose product is annotated as ATPase H+ transporting V1 subunit G2. The coding region runs from base 155 to 511 and encodes 118 amino acids. Gene Ontology annotation, molecular function: proton-transporting ATPase activity, rotational mechanism. The transcript has 3 exons. The record is from RefSeq and is a predicted model, not a curated record. Gene Ontology annotation, biological process: proton transmembrane transport. Lineage: Eukaryota; Metazoa; Chordata; Mammalia; Rodentia; Cricetidae. Gene Ontology annotation, cellular component: vacuolar proton-transporting V-type ATPase complex.